This is a messenger RNA of Globicephala melas (long-finned pilot whale), 2812 nucleotides long. It is a transcript of the gene GPR146, whose product is annotated as G protein-coupled receptor 146. Lineage: Eukaryota; Metazoa; Chordata; Mammalia; Artiodactyla; Delphinidae. Gene Ontology annotation, molecular function: G protein-coupled receptor activity. Gene Ontology annotation, cellular component: membrane. The record is from RefSeq and is a predicted model, not a curated record. Gene Ontology annotation, biological process: G protein-coupled receptor signaling pathway.
CGCGGGGCGGGGGCGGAUGGGCACACUCGGGGUCUCGGCCCGCGCGGCAGUAGCACGGGACGCAGCGGCCCGGGGCCGGUGCUCCGCUCUGAGCUCUGACUUUCGGGUCCCCUCGGCCCCGCCCGGGCACUGUCCCCCGGCGGGUGGGAGCGCUGUCCCCGCCCGUGGCUGCCCUCCAGCCGUGCAGAGCCCAGCCGGCCGGGGCCGCUGCCCUGCGGUCAUUCACCUGUCCGGGGCAGCUGAGAGCUGCUGGCCGCGUAGGAGGCUCAGCAACACCGCCGGCUCCUCACAUGUCCUGCCGGGGACCGACCGCCUGCUCCUGGGUCACCGUGGUUGUAACUUUCGUCCCCUUUUAUGAUUACAAAAUCUUAGGAACUUCUGGAGCAACGUCUAAAUGGAAAUAUCAAGUGUCGUUAAUGGUCUAGGACACUUGAUAAAAAGAUAAAAACCCCUGGGCAUAAGGCUCCUUCAAAACUUGAGAAGAAGGCAGUGCCCCAGCCUCUGAGCGCCCAUCUACCCAGGACCAGAAACCCAACACCAAGUUAAUGACAUGAACACGGUAGCCGGGUUCAUGGUCUCAGUGGGGCCCUGGUCUCAGUGUCGCAGUCUGUCCGGGCUUUGGGGAGACAGAGGGUGCGUCUGGACCUGACGGACUGUUCCCCCAUCGCUGGAUGUGCGCUCACUUGGCAGCUCCAGGCCACCUGCCGACAACCAGCUCCGUGCCUCUGCGAGCAGCGGCCCCCUCCUCCCCGCUCUGUUUGCAGCAUCUAGCGGGGCUGGCCUUCAGUCACCCGGGGGCGAGCAGCCUGCUUUCCAGGCCUCUGCAGACGCGAGAGUGUGAACACGAAGACUCUGACCAUGCUCCAGGCCGCCCACGCGUAAGGGGGACCAGACACUAACACUACCGUCGCAACUGGCUCCCCACCAGGGCGCCACCGAGAGGGAAAAGAGGCCCUAUUGAAAAUUAUGCUGAGGGGACGGCCACACACUCCAUGACCCGCUGCAGGGUCCAGCUCCCCACACCGGAACCUCUAGUAUCUUCCUAAAUGAAAAAGUCCUCUCUAAGAUAACAGGCUUUGAAAAACCAUAGCUUCAUCUGCCCGCCAUGUGGAGCUGCCCACUCAACGGCACGGGCGGCGAGGACCAGCUCCCCUGCCAGCACGUCCAGCGGGCCCUGUCCGCCCUCUCGCUGCUCUACCUGCUUGUCGGCGUCCCCCUCGGCCUCGGCUACAAUGCCCUGCUGCUGCUGGUCAACCUGCACGACCCGGGCGGUAUGACCAUGCCCGACGUCUACUUCGCCAACAUGGCCGCGGCCGGCCUGGUCCUCGGCGCCCUGGCGCCUGCGCACCUGCUGGGCCCCGGCGCCGCCGGCUGGGCCGUGUGGGACGCGGGCAGCGAGGUCCACGUCACGCUGCUGGUGCUGUUCAACGUGGCGGCGCUGGUGACCCUGUACUCCACGGCGCUGCUGGCCCUCGACUGCUACAUCGAGCGGGCGCUGCCGCGCACCUACAUGUCGAGCGUCUACAACACCAGGCACGUGUGCGGCUUCGUGUGGGGCGGUGCCCUGCUCACCGGCUUCUCCUCCCUGCUCUUCUACAUCUGCGGCCACGUGGCUGCCAGGCUGGCCGAGUGCUCCCAGGUGCGGCACACGGAGGCGGCCGACGCCAUCAUGCUGCUCAGCGGGUACCUGGUGCCCGUCCUGGCCGUGCUGUACGCGCUCGUGCUCCUCACGCGGAUCCGGAAGGAGGACACGCCACUCGACCGGGACGCGGGCCAGCCGGACCCCUCGGCGCACAGGCUGCUGGUGGCCACCGUGUGUGUGCAGUUCGGGCUCUGGACGCCCCACUACCUGACGCUCCUGGGGCGCACGGUCCUGGCUGCGCGGGGGAGGCCAGCGGACGGGCACCACCUGGGGGCGCUGCUCCUCGCCAAGGACCUGUCCAGGUUCCUGGCCUUCGCUAGCAGCGCUGUGGUGCCGCUUCUUUACCGCCACAUGGACAGAAACUUCCCCGGCAAACUCCGGCGGCUGAUGAAGAAGCUGCAACGUGGGCCCCAGAGCUGCUCCUUGGACGAAGCGGGGGCACAGCCGGCGAUGGCGUAGACGCUGCUCCACGGGCCUCGGCCAACCGAGGGGCAGACGGCGCGUGGCAGAAGGCACAGCCCGCAGGGACCGGGUCCCCCGCGCCCGCUGCUUGCUCCCCCCCCCCCCGCGUCCAGGAGACUUGCUGGCCCUGCAUCACCCGCUCCCUCCCUCCCUCUCCCCAGGAGACCAGGCAGAGCCAGGCGAGUCCCCCACAAGAAGCCACCCUCAGGCCGAGGCCGUGAUGUCCGAGCAGCAGGUGCCAGGCGUGAGGAUGAGCUGGGCCAUCGGGGUACCUGGCCGCCCGCAGGGUGUGUGCUUGUCUCCUACGGGCGCCUUUCUGGUCCACGCCUGCAGCAGCCUGCUUCCCUCAGCCUCACGUCUGGCUUUCAAAUGAGUGAUGAAAAUCUAACGCCACUAUUUAUACUUUGUAUUGUUAAAAUACUCCAUCCCCCCUCCCUCUUGUUUUGUUGUGUAUGAAGAGACGUUUGGUAGGAAAGUCAGAAGGUAUUAAAAUGAAGGAGACACACGGAAGCGCACUCGGGGGAUGGGUGGGUGGUGGGCUCGCGGGGCCGGAGCUGCUGGCGACUUGCGUGCAUGCGGACGUGGUGGGCGAAGAGUCCGGACGGGGCCUCUCCUGACCCUAGGUGUGCCCCCGGGUCACGUCUGCUGUCGCUGGGCCUGCGUGGGUCUGUCCUAAACAAGUCCCCAAAGCGCACAAAAGUAAAUAAA